Molecule: messenger RNA, 2348 nt
Organism: Lymnaea stagnalis (great pond snail)
Lineage: Eukaryota; Metazoa; Mollusca; Gastropoda; Lymnaeidae
Source: the annotation of a GenBank genome assembly
CGUAGGAAUUACUUUUAUAGUAAACUGUGUCCAGAAUCACAACAAAUAAUUCAAAUGACAGUCACAAGAAAAUGUGCGAUGUUUUUCCUUGAUAAUAAGUGUUUGAUAUGACGAUGAAAAAAACAAAUACAAAGGCUAUAAAAAUAGCAUCGUUAAGUCGUCACACGGAAAGUGCACCUCAAGGUGAGACUGAGAGUGAGGAAAGGACCACAACAACAAAUCGUCAACACCAUUUACAUAUUCACAACAGCACACCGCAUUCGCCUCAGCACUAUACUGGAUUAGGUGAUAUCGAUAUUGUACAAAACAACGACUUAUCGAAUCAUGCAAGGAUUCGCCUUAGAAAUGAACAGGUGUAUUUAUAUCAAAAUGGCCCAGUGACAUUGAUUUCGGAUGAGACAACUAAUCACAGAAAAAGAGAAAAAAUGGGUCUUUUUCGUAAUUUAAGAAGAAAACUUUCUUCUUUAUCAAUUAGAAAAUCAGAAGGAGCAGAAUGCAAUGGUCACAUUGGAGAGUGUCAGUCCCCAAAUAUUACCCCAAAUUUGACAAGUUCACGAUUUAAAGAGAAAAAUAUGCAACCCCUGGAUAAAACUAUUGACUCUCGGUCAAGCUCAGUUUCACAAAGUUGUGAUAGUUUAAACUCUCCAUUAAAAACAUACAUGUCUCCAAAAUUUAAUGAAUGGCAUUCCAAUACAGAUCACCAUGAUUGGGAAAUACCUAAAGACAAACCAGGUUGCUUAUCUAAAGACAUAUCUAGAUUUAAUCCAGCAUCAUCAUCACCACUUUGUGAUGACUGUUCUUCUGUAGAUACUGUUUCUGAUGGUGCAGAUGUCACAAUCAAUAAUAUCAAAGAUAAAGAUGAUGCAAAAAAUUCUCAUUCAGAACCUAUUUAUGAACUAGCAGAUUGUGUAGAAUAUGAUCCUGUGAAGGAACAAACAAAAAUUUGGAGUCCAAAAGUGUGGAGUUUAACACAGGAACUAUUUCGUUUAUCAAAGUUUGGCUGGUACUGGGGCCCAAUAACUCGAAAUGAAGCUGAAGAUAAAUUGACAAACCAACCAGAUGGUGCUUUUCUUGUUCGUGACAGUUCUGAUGAAAGGUAUCUUCUCAGCCUCUCAUUUCGUUCCUAUGGCCGCACUCUACAUACUCGUAUAGAACACUGUAAUGGAAUGUUUAGCUUCUAUGCACAGCCAGACACAGAGGGUUAUCCCUCAAUUGUUGACUUAAUUGAACACUCCAUGAAUGACUCACAAACAGGGAUUUUUUACUACUCAAGAUCCCGGUCACCCGGUGCUCCACAAUUUCCAGUACGUUUGACAAAACCUGUCUCACGAUUUACGCAAGUGCGGUCAUUGCAAUAUCUCUGUCGUUUUGUCAUUAGGCAGUAUACUAGGUAUGAUCAUAUCCAGCAGUUGCCAUUACCCACAACUUUAAAAGGUUGGAUAGAAGAAAAUCAGUACUAAGCAAUGAACGAGCCCAUUUAAAGUAGCCUAUUUGCUUUUAUAAAAUUGGUUUUGCACAUUACAAUGAAAGAUUGUGUUCACUUCAUAUCUUUAUCAACCCUCCACUUAAAUAAUGUUUUCAUGUUGUUCAUUUUUGUUGUGGGAUUUCUUUGCUGCCUUAACACCAUUUCUCUUUUAAUCAUUAAUGUUAUAUUGUUAUCAAAAUGAUCCCAAGGUUAGAGGGUCAGAUCAAAGUCAUAAUUACUAUAGUAGCACAGUGUGAUAGGUCAUAAAUAUGCUGGUUUUUUUAUUUCCUUUUUCAUUAUUUUUAAUUUACUCUUGUAUUUUUAAAAAGUUAAAUAUUGAAAAUUUCAAUUAUUAUGCGCUAUACCAGAGCUCUGCAACCGGUUUAAACCUCACACUUGUGCACCGCAAAAUGAUGCCAUGUGUGCCACGCAAAAUGUCCCCAAGAGUGGAAAAGGAGGAUUAUUUGUAGGCAUGCGAAAAUGAUAUAACUAUUUUGCUAGAAAAGGGACAUUGGUUAGCCUACUACCAAGCUGUCCAUUUCAAUGGUAACGGAAAUGUGUCCAAUAUAGAAGUUAAUAUAGGGUGAUGUACUGUAAUAUUAUACUUUUUAGUAUUACACACCAUUAUGAAUGCUAACUGCACUAUGUUAUUUAGUAUAUUUUUGCUUGUUUUUACUUUUGGAAUUCUCGGAAGGGCCUGGGGUGUGUCGUGAGUUGCUGAAGGUUGCUGAGCUCUUCUCUAGGCUGAAGAUUAUUAACACUUUACCAAGAAUAACUAUCUGUAAAAAAAUUUCAAUUAAAAUCUAGUAAAUUUGAUGUCUUUUAUAAUAUCAAAACAGUUAGAUUUGCAGACACUACUAACAUUUGUGAUGGGGCUGCUGGU